UAUACUAGAACUCGAUCCACUUAAUUCAGUGUCUUUAAAUACAUAAAUUGUAAAAAAAUAUCACCAAGACCUAUUGCCCAGAUCCGCGCACGGUCAUCUUAGCAGUCUUUUGCGAGGCCGGGCACACUGCACGUCUGCUACCGACGCAAAGCGAGAGAAAGAAACAACCAAAAAGUUUGCGGAACAGUGCAGCCAGCCAGGAACUAAUUGCUCCACUAUGUCCCGUGGACAUAGGUGAUCGCAGGAGUCGAAAAAUGCAAUGCUGCUACCUUUGACGGCGACAUCGACGACAGGAAACGAGCGAAGAGUUUCUUUUUGAGAGUGUGUGUGUGCGGGAAAACGUGUGUCCAGGAAAAACGCGCCAACGAACACGCAGCGCAGCGCAGCCCUAGUGCCUCCAACCACCACCCUACGCCGCGAUCACGCGCCCCCCUCCACUCCAUAGGAAUGAUAAUGGUGCGCAGACGCGCUCGUCCCGCCAAGGAGACUCCCAAUGGCGGCUCCGGCGGCGGAGGAGCAGCAGUGCCGGGCGCUAUUCCCCUCAAUGCGGCCACCGCAGUGGCCGGAAAUUUGCUAGAAGAUCAGUAUUUUGCCAGUCCAAAACGGAAAGACUGCCGCCUGAUGAAGGCCAGUGAAAAUCUCGGUCUGCCGGAAGACAACAAAGGCCAGCAGCAUCACCACAAAGAGAACAGCAAAGCAGACAACAGCAAAACCAUAGGGGUGCCGCUGGCCACUCGCUCCCAGACGCGCACCAUUGAGAACUUUUUCAAAGCCAAUGCUGCCACCAAGAACUCGAUAAAGAAGGCAUCUCCUCCGCCUUUGAGCGAGGACCAAAAGACAAUACCUCUGACAGGAUUCCAGGAAGAACAUCGGCUGGCGGAGGCGGACGAGGAGCUGAAAUUGGCGGACGAGGAGCUGCAGCAGGUUGUGGAAGAACUGCUCUUCGACGGGGGAUCCUCUAACUCGUCCAACUCGCCCUGCUACCAGCACGAUGACACUGAUCAAAUGCCAGAAAUCAAAGACAUCCCUCAGAUCCACGAGAUUCAGGAGGUCCUGGGCGCCAUUGGCGAUUUUCAGACUCAUCGCUCUGCACUGCGUGACAGCCAUAGCUCCACGCACAGCAACAGCACGGACAACAUAUUUCUGCAGGAGCCGGUUCUGACUCUGGAUAUCGAUCGCACGCCCACCAAAGCCUCUAGCAUUAAGAUAAACCGGAGCUUCGAGUUGGCAGGAGCUGCUGUGUUCUCCUCCCCGCCGUCAGUUCUAAACUCGUGCGUUCUUAACGGACGCUUCAAUCAGGUCGUGAGCCUGAAUGGACAAAGGGAGCCCCUGUUGCCUGAGCUAGAUCAGCACGACAGUAGUUCGUGCGACAGCGGGGUGGCCUGCAGUCUCACAGCAGCCGCCGAAUCCCCUGCGGCAGGUGGGGUUCGCCGCAGAAAGCCAGCUACCCCUCACCGCAUACUUUGUCCCUCGCCAAUAAAAACGGGACUGAAGAUCACAGGAGGUUUGAGCAAGGGUGGGACUACCGAUAAUUUGCUCUCCCCCCGGAAAUCACCUCGCAAACUGCCCGUCACUACGGCGGCAGUCGCCGCCUGCAAGUCGCGCCGAAGACUGAACCAGCCAAAACCGCAAGCGCCUUACCAGCCAAAACCACAGCUGUCGCAGACACCACCGUCGCUCGAGCUGCAGAAGCAGCCGGACAUGGGAGAUGAUAUUGUGGUCGUCCUAGACGACGACGAAGAGGACGAAGACGACGUACAUGCCUUGUUAAAAGCCGCCGAGGAGCGGGAGAACCAGAACAAAGUACCAGACACAGCCAAACCAGGCGCCAAAGCCAUGCUCAAACCGGCGGUCCCUGUGAAGCCAAAAGCCAAGAGUAAGGGUCUGUCGAAGAACCAACACCCACUGCCUUUAGCCGCUACCAAUGGCAACCGUGAGUUGACCGACUUCUUCCCGGUGCGCCGAUCCGUACGUAAAACCAAAACUGUCGUCAAGGAGGAGUGGAUGCGCGGUCUAGAACAGGCAGUGCUCGAAGAGCGCUGCGAAGGCCUCCAGGUGCGGCACUUCAUGGGAAAGGGGCGGGGUGUUGUUGCCGAUCGCCCCUUCAAGCGGAACGAGUUCGUGGUGGAGUAUGUGGGUGAUCUCAUAUCCAUCGCAGAGGCCUCGGAGCGGGAGAAGCGCUAUGCGCUGGACGAGAACGCUGGCUGCUACAUGUACUACUUCAAGCACAAGAACCAGCAGUACUGCAUAGAUGCCACCGUGGACACUGGAAAACUGGGACGCCUUAUCAACCACUCGCGUGCCGGCAACCUUAUGACCAAAGUGGUGGUGAUCAAGCAACGGCCGCACUUGGUGCUCCUGGCAAAGGACGACAUCGAACCCGGCGAGGAGUUGACUUACGACUACGGAGAUCGCUCCAAGGAGUCGCUGCUGCAUCAUCCUUGGCUCGCCUUCUGAGGAAGACAUCAGACUGGCUGGGAUGAGGUGCAGUCUUGAGAUGAGGACAUUGCAUGCGAAGGAGGAUCGAGAGUCUAUGGGAUCUUCGAGGGCUGAACUGGUUUUCACUCUGUAGUUUCCUAGUGUUGAUCCUUCGUCCAUAACCAAUGCAAUAGUCUUCGGCCAUCUCCGAUCGUUCUGAACAAUCUUGGAGGAUGAAUUCAUUUCAGUUUAUAAAAGAAUAGAAGUUCUGCAAUAAUCUUCAACCCAAUGUUCUUCCCCAAAGUUGUUCGGUAUAAUUCAACGAAGAGUGGCCAUCUCGAGACCUGACUCCUGUCGUCCCCGGUUCGUCUUUGAGAAAAAGUAUGAAAACUGUUAGUUCAAAAUAUCAUAACGGAUAGCGACAACCCCCACAAACCCGCACAACACCAGGGCGAAAUUCAGAAGCGGAAAGUCUCGAGAGCGAAAGCAAUUAGCCAAACUUAAAUCAUUUGAAAAAGACCAUCAAAAAUCAUCAAACCUUCGACCUUAAUUUUUUAUGCAUGUUAUAAGUUGCGUUUAAACAUAAGCAUCCGAGACUUUCCGGACAGAUCGUCCUGCCACUCAUCCCUGACACAUGAUCAUAAUUUUGGAUUUGUUAGCGUUUCAUUAUUUUAGAGCAAGGCUAAACUUAAGGAAGAUAAUAAUUAUAACUAAACAACGCGCCUACGCAUAAGAACGAAAUAUAAGAAAACUGUUGACCACUUAGAAAGAAGAUAUGGAUGUUGAUGAAGACACACAUUUCACAUUGCAUUCACAUUGACAAGAUCGAUCGAGCCCUAUUUAUAAAGAUAUUUAUAUUAGA
This is a messenger RNA of Drosophila ananassae, 3280 nucleotides long. RefSeq names its product histone-lysine N-methyltransferase PR-Set7 (gene Set8). The record is from RefSeq and is a predicted model, not a curated record. Bases 448 to 2457 code for a protein of 669 amino acids. Gene Ontology annotation, molecular function: protein binding; histone H4K20 methyltransferase activity. NCBI's taxonomy places the organism in Eukaryota, Metazoa, Arthropoda, Insecta, Diptera, Drosophilidae. The transcript has 3 exons.